This is a messenger RNA of Pyrgilauda ruficollis (rufous-necked snowfinch), 2959 nucleotides long. RefSeq names its product FCH and double SH3 domains 1 (gene FCHSD1). The coding region runs from base 16 to 2589 and encodes 857 amino acids. Gene Ontology annotation, cellular component: recycling endosome; neuromuscular junction. Gene Ontology annotation, biological process: regulation of actin filament polymerization; neuromuscular synaptic transmission. The record is from RefSeq and is a predicted model, not a curated record. Gene Ontology annotation, molecular function: protein binding. The transcript is spliced from 18 exons. NCBI's taxonomy places the organism in Eukaryota, Metazoa, Chordata, Aves, Passeriformes, Passeridae.
CAUCCUCAUGUCCCCAUGUCCUUCCCGCUCAUAUCCCUGUGUUCCCAUGUCCCCCUGUCCCCGUCUCCGUGUCCCAUCGCCCCGCCCACACGUGCAGCACCGACCACCAGGCGCCGCUGCAGCCCCCGAGGGGCGGGGCUUGCUGGGCGCGAUGGGCGGGGCUCCCCGGCAGGGCGGGUAAAGGGGCGGGGCCGAGGGCGGGGCCGCUUGGGGGCGCGGUCUGGGGCGUGUCCGUCCUUGUGCGGUGGGCGGGGCCUGGUGGGGCAGGCUCGUCUUGGGGCGUGUCUGUGGAGGGUAGGGGCGUGGUCAGUGUGGGGCGUGGUCAGUGGGCGGGGCGCGGCCGGCCCGGCAGUUCCGGGCUCCGCGCACGCGGGUCGGGGUGGCGGCGAUCGGGGACCGGCACCGGGAUCGGGAUCGGCACCGGGACAGCGCAGCGAUGCAGCCGCCGCCGCGCAAGGGCUGAGCGGGACAUUCCCGCAGGUGAAGCUCACCCAGGAGCUGCGGGUCCAUCUCCUGGAGCAGCUGUCGGGCCUGCAGAGCAAACAGCAGCGGGACGCCGAGCUGCUGGAGGACAUCAGGUCCUACAGCAAGCAGAGGGCCACCAUUGACAGGGAGUAUGGGCAGGCACUGCAGAGGCUGGCCAGCCAGUUCGUGAAGAGAGACUGGCAGCGGGGCCGUGGCGAGUCUGGCGACUCCAGGAGCGUGGCCGCUGUCUGGAAAGGUGUCAUCGAGGGGACAGCGCACGCCGGGCAGGUCCGUGUCACCGCCUCUGAGAGCUACCGCGCCCUGGCCGCCGAGGCCGCCCGCAGCGCCCGCCUCUCCAAGGAGAGGACGCUCAAGAAGGGCAUCGAGCGGCUGCAGAAGGCGCAGGUGGAGCUGCUGGAGACGGUGAAGGAGCUGGACAAGGCAAAGAAGCAGUUCAGCCACCUGCGGCGCAGCAGCGAGGUGGCCAAGGACAAGGCGGCUGAUGUGGAGGCGCGCCUCCGCAAGAGCGACCGGCGGAUAUUUCACACCAAGGCCAGCCUGCAAAAGCUCAGUGCCAAGUUCUCAGCGCGACUGGCUGAGCACUCGAGGCAGCUGGCAGGCGUGCAGAAUGAGUACAGCUUUGCCCUGGUGUCUGCCUCUGCCCACCUGGAGCAUUACCAGCGUGUGGAGCUGCCCGCAGCCAUGCAGGCUCUGGACGGGGACCUCUACGAGCGGCUCCGGGAGCACUUGUCGGCUGCCAGCCGGACGGAGGUGGAGACCUGCCGGGCCACCCGGGACUGGUUCCAGGGCGUUGUGGAGGCAUCCGCACGGGUGUGCCGGGAGCAGGACCUGCUCCUCUUCCUGCAGGACCACCCUGCCUUCUCCCUGGCGCCCGAGCAGCGCUUCCAGCUCACUGGGGUGGAGGAGGUAAGCGGAGGGGGUCAUUACAGCAAGGUGGGGUCUGCACAGCCAGCCCCUUGUCACCGCCGUGUCCUUGCCCAGGUGUGCCUGCUGCCACCAGCAGACGAUGGGGCCAGCCUGGAGAAGGAGGCGCGGCGCUGGGCCACGCGGGUGGCCCGAGAGCACAAGAACAGGGCACACAGUGAGGAGGUGCUGCAGCGGCUGGAGGCCAGGCGGCAGCAGGGGCUGGAGGCAGAAGUGGCGGCCGUGGAGCGGCAGAUGGAGGAAGUGAGGGAAAACAUCCGCAAGGCAGAGGUGAGCCGAGUGAAGGCCGAGGCACGGCUGGCACUGCUGCGGGCGGCAGGGCUGGACGUGGACACCUGGCUGGCCGGGGCCAUGGUGGGGACAGGAGAGGAGACCCCCACAGGGCUGGACCCGGCCGAGUUCGAUGACUACGAGGACAGUGAUGAGCCAGAUGAGGACGAUGAGCCUGGGCCUGCUGCCCGCACCUACCCCUACACCUGCCGGGUGAUCUUUGGCUACCAGGGCUGCCAGGCGGACGAGCUGUCCAUCAGCCAGGGCGAGGAGCUGGAGAUCAUCGAGGAUGGGGAUGCAGAGGAGUGGGUGAAGGCUCGGAACAAGGCUGGGCAGGUUGGCUACGUCCCCGAAAAGUACCUGCUGUCCCUGGGGUGUGACUCGGGUGCUGGGCUGGGCCCCCCAGGCCCCUGUGCCUUGCACCGCCAGCUCUCCAGCAUCAUGGCUGCAGAACUGGUGCUGGAGCCUGGAGCCUGGCUGGUGCGAGCCCUGUAUGACUACGAGGGGCAGAGCCCUGAGGAGCUGAGUUUCCCUGAGGGAGCCAUCAUCCGGGUGCUGCCCCGCGCCGCUGGCGAGGUGGACGAUGGCUUCUGGACCGGCGACUUCGAUGGCCGCGUCGGCGUCUUCCCCUCCCUGGUGGUGGAGGAGCUCACCGGGGCCCGGGAGGCAGCCGGGCAGGAGCUGCCAUCACCAUCCCCUCCGCCCUUCUCCCCUCCUGGCCUUGCACCCGGGGCCAGCCUGGUCCCCAGCCCUGCUCCUGAGACAGCUCUGGGAGGUUGCCGACAGGAUGGCACGGGCAGCGGGCAGAGUUCUCCAGACCUGGCAGCCACACGCCUGCGGCCACUCCGUGCGCCGCCCCCGCCGCCCGGCAGAGCCCCCGAGCCCGACCCUGAGCUUCACUUCAGCUGACCCUGUGGGUGCCCCCAGCCCCAAUCCCCCAAAAAGCUUUGCCUGAGCAAACCACCACAGGCUGCUGUCCCAGCAGCCUGGGCUGCUGCUGCCCCAUGCCCCGAGCUGGUCUCUCCAGGGGCUGCAUCCUGCCCAGUGCUGCUUGCAGAGUGGUCCUGCAUCCCAGUACAGCACCCAGAACCCUUUUUUGGGGUGCCCAGUGCCACAGCCAGGCCCCAUCUCACCCCCCUCUUGCCUCCACCCUUCCUGCCUGGCAUCACCCGUGCACUCCCAGCCCUGGUUCCUGGGGGGCUCAUCUCUGGACCCUGCCAGCCCCCACAGCACCUCCCCACUGGCAGGAGCGAGCAUGCGGGGCUGUUCCAAAUAAAUC